GAGCUUUACGUUUUUUCGGCAAUCAGCUGAACAGUUAACAGAUUUAUCUCUGAUUUGUCGAACCCUUAUUACGAGUUGUUGCGAAAAAUAAUUAAGAAAAAAGAACCCCGAUUAGAUGUGACGCGAAAUCGGGGAGUAACUCAAGAGCACCAAACGCUUAUCGCUCCCAAAAAACACUCAGUUCGCUGGAUAAGAUGUCCCCAAAAUGAAAUGCCACCAAACCGACGGCAACCGUUAGCGAACAAAGAGGCAAAUGCACGGCACUUGGACAGCGGAUAAUGGCGAGGAGCAGAGCUCUUUGCUGGCGGCGGCGGCGGAUAGUUCCGCCACUGGAUCCGACGAGGAGGGGAACCAGCACCGCACCAAGGUCAAGCUAAGGAAGUUGCAGCGACGCAACCGCCUGCCGCUGCCAAGGAGCCUGAGACGCCUCGGCUGUUACACAUUGAGCGCCUGCACUGUGUUGCUGAUGCUCUUCGUCUACCUGCCGCUCAUCUACAUGGAUGUGCACCGGCGUAGUGCUGGUCUGCCCGACUGGACGCUGGAAACCUCCCGGAGCGUAAGCGAUUAUCUCGAUCCCGGACAGGAAACGGCAACCAUUGUGCCCCGUGAUCUUUGUCGGAACAAGACCUUCCUGGUAAUCGCCGUCUGCACGGGCCUGGGUAACUUUGUUCAGCGCCAGACCAUACGCGAGACCUGGGGCAACACCACCGAGUUUAACUACCCGGCCUUUGCCAAGCUCCAUGGCCAUCUCAAGGGUAGGUACCUGCCACUGCUGCCGGAGCGUCUCAAGCUGUACGCUGAGUACCUGCACGGCAUGGGUGACACCCUGACCGCCACAGUGCGCGUUGUCUUUGUUAUUGGCCGCAGCCGGGACGAGGCACUUGUGGGAAACGAGACCCUGACGCGCAUUCACAGCGAAGCGGAGCAGUACAAUGACAUAAUCCAGGGUAACUUUGUGGACAGCUACAACAACCUCACCCUCAAGUCGGUUAUGGCUCUGAAGCACAUCAGUCGGAGCUGCUCGAAUACAUCCGCCUUCUUCCUCAAGUGCGACGACGACACCUUCCUGAAUAUACCCAAUUUGUUGCACUUCCUCCUCGGAGGCACCAUACCGCUGUACAACGACACCUUGGACUAUCACGAUCGCUUCACCUUCCUGGCCACAUCGCCGCAGAACCGGAUGAACGACAGCUCCGGGGUGAUGUACGGCCAUCAGUUCUGCAAUGUGGUACCGGUGAGUGAUGUGACCAGCAAGUGGUACAUGCCCUCGUACAUGUAUCCGCCGGAGGCGUAUCCAAAGUAUCUUUCUGGAGCCGGCUACCUGCUCUCCAUCGAUGUGGUGCAGCGGCUAUACGAGGCGUCACUUAAUACAACGCUGGUUUACUUGGAGGAUGUGUACAUCACGGGGCUGUGUGCACAACGGGCCAAUGUCAAGCGUCGCCAUCAUCCUCUCUUCAGCUUCGCUCAUUCGAAGAAACUGUGCGCCUUCAAGGGCAGCAUACUGCAGCAUCAGGUAAAGGACGACAGUAUGGUGGAGGCCUGGAACCAUGUGUCCGACUACUCCAUCAAGUGUCCGCCGCCGGAGCGGUACUUCAGCCAGCUGCGACUGCACAAGCGGCCUAAUUGUUAGAACCCGGGCUCUCUACUUGACUUCUCUACUUGCUUCAUCAUUUUACAAAAAUUUGUUAGUCUGCAGCGGAUAAGAUAUCAGUUAUCAGUUAUCAGUAAUUAGUAUCAGUUAUCGGUUAUCUGCUGAAUUGGUUGCCAAGAGAAGGUGAUACAUGAAACCCUCAAAGUUUUUAGAUUGGACAAAGAUUAGAAAUGUAUCAAGCUUCCCAGUUAUUCACUUAACUCACUCUUUUCCGAGUUAUUUGCGAAUAUUUAACAUAAAUCAUUAUUUAUGGACCCUGGUUUUCAAGAACAUUGUGUUAUAGUUUCUUUUUUCCUUAUCGUCUCUGUAAUGAUCGAUGUCUACAUGUAUAAUAUUCCUAGCCCAAACUCAUUACUCGUACUGAAUGUAUUCACCCUUUUAUCAACGAAAACAACCCCCUUAAAAUUGAGAUAGGGCUUUUGCGAUAAGUUUAUACAAGUAAAUGUUACUUUAUUUUUCAUUAUAUUAGCACCCUGAAACCCUGUAACCCCAUAUCAAUGUUAAAAGUAAAGCACAUAUAUAUAUAUCGUACGUAUAGACCCCAGAUCAUAAAAAGAGAUUUAAAGUUAGAUAUGUAAGUAUUUAUUUUGCCAAGUCCUGCUUGUUUAUAUCUCUUUUGAAUGUUGUAAAUCAAAUAUAUAUAUCACUUUUUGGCUGAUCCACGCACAGAAACUGUAACAUUAUUUAUAAUCAGUUGGCAAACGUGUGAUACAUAAGAACGGAACAAUAUUUAAUAAAUUAAAUUGCCAAAUAUCUAGUUGUUUGUUCAAACUGCAAAAGAAAAAAUGAAUAAAAUUCAAGAAAUUCGCAAAA
Drosophila kikkawai is the source of this 2464-nucleotide messenger RNA. It is a transcript of the gene GalT1, whose product is annotated as beta1,3-galactosyltransferase 1. Gene Ontology annotation, cellular component: Golgi membrane. Lineage: Eukaryota; Metazoa; Arthropoda; Insecta; Diptera; Drosophilidae. Gene Ontology annotation, molecular function: hexosyltransferase activity. The record is from RefSeq and is a predicted model, not a curated record.